Messenger RNA from Stegastes partitus (bicolor damselfish), 5210 nucleotides. RefSeq names its product HECT domain and ankyrin repeat containing E3 ubiquitin protein ligase 1 (gene hace1). Gene Ontology annotation, biological process: Golgi organization; protein polyubiquitination; ubiquitin-dependent protein catabolic process. The transcript has 24 exons. The coding region runs from base 168 to 2882 and encodes 904 amino acids. Gene Ontology annotation, molecular function: protein binding; ubiquitin protein ligase activity. Gene Ontology annotation, cellular component: Golgi membrane; cytoplasm; nucleus. NCBI's taxonomy places the organism in Eukaryota, Metazoa, Chordata, Actinopteri, Pomacentridae. The record is from RefSeq and is a predicted model, not a curated record.
UGUAGUGGAAGCAGAGCAACAACAGUGUAUGAAUCGGCUUGUCUGCCAGGAAACGGUUUCUCGUGAGCUAACACCGAUGGACAACGCCCAGGAACGACACAACCCCACAAGGAAUAAAUAAACGAGACGACAAGGCUUUGUUCCUUAUCCGUGUGGACCCUUCACCUAUGAUGGAACGGGCGAUGGAGCAGCUUAACGUACAGCUCAACCGGCUGACCCGUUCCCUCCGCCGGGCCAGGACCGUGGAACUCCCGGAAGAUAAUGAAACUGCUGUGUACACACUGAUGCCUAUGGUCAUGGCUGACCAGCAUAGGUCAGUGUCAGAGUUACUGCUCAACUCCAAGUUUGAUGUAAACUACGCCUUCGGACGGGUCAAGAGAAGUCUGCUGCACAUUGCUGCCAACUGUGGGUCGGUGGAGUGUCUGGUUCUGCUGCUGAAGAGAGGAGCCAACCCAAACUACCAAGACAUCUCAGGCUGUACCCCUCUGCACCUUGCUGCUAGGAAUGGACAGAAAAAGUGUAUGGGCAAACUACUGGAAUAUAAUGCUGAUGUCAAUAUCUGCAACAAUGAAGGACUGACUGCUAUCCACUGGUUAGCAGUAAAUGGGCGAACAGAGCUUCUUCAUGAUCUGGUCCAGCAUGUGUCCAAUGUUGAUGUGGAAGAUGCCAUGGGGCAGACUGCCUUACAUGUAGCCUGUCAGAAUGGACACAAAACAACAGUGUUGUGUCUUCUCGACAGUGGAGCUGAUAUCAACCGGCCAAAUGUCUCUGGAGCCACACCUCUUUACUUUGCCUGCAGUCAUGGUCAAAGAGACACAGCACAGAUCCUGCUAUCUCGAGGUGCCAAAUAUCUUGCUGACAAGAAUGGAAUCACUCCUCUGGAUCUCUGUGUGCAGGGUGGAUAUGGGGAGACCUGUGAAAUUCUCAUCCAGCACCAUACCAGACUGUUCCAGACCCUCAUCCAAAUGACACAGAAUGAUGAUAUUAAAGAGAACAUGCUCAGGCAGGUUCUGGAGCAUGUCUCUCAGCAGAGUGACAGUCAUUACCAGAGGAUCUUGACCAGUCUUGGUGAAGUGGCUACCACAAAUGGACACAAGCUUCUAAGCCUGUCCAGCAACUAUGAAGCUCAGAUGAAAAGUCUGCUGAGAAUUGUUCGUAUUUUCUGCCAUGUGUUUCGCCUGGGGCCUUCAUCACCUAACAAUGGCAACGACAUGGGCUACAAUGGCAACAAGACACCUCGCAGCCAGGUCUUUAAGCCAUUGGAGUUGCUGUGGCACUCCCUGGACGAGUGGCUGGUGCUCAUCUCCACAGAGCUGGACAGGAACAGGAAGAACCCAUCUUCUUCCUCCUCCAGCAGUGAGAUAGCCUCUCUGCUUUUUAAACAGCGUGAGUCUGACCACUCUGCUGCCACACCAAAGCUUCCCUCCUUGCUGGACCAUCACAUCGUCAUGGAGGCAGAGACAUAUGCUGACGGAGAGGAUGUCAUCUCCAUGACAGCCAAUCGACUCAGUGCUGUUAUCCAGGCCUUCUACAUGUGCUGCUCCUCUCAGAUGCCACAAGGAAUGACAUCCCCCCGCUUCAUUGAGUUUGUCUGCAAGCAUGAUGAGGUGCUGAAGUGUUUUGUGAACAGGAAUCCAAAGAUAAUCUUUAACCACUUCCACUUUCUUCUGGAGUGUCCUGAGUUGAUGUCACGCUUCAUGCAUAUAAUUAAGGGCCAACCCUUUAAGGAUCGCUCUGAGUGGUUCUAUGAGCAUCUGCUGGCCAGCCAGCCAGAUUCAGACAUGGUUCAUCGUCCAGUCAGUGAGAGUGACAUCCUGCUCAUCCACAGAGACUCCAUAUUUAGGAGUAGCUGUGAGAUGGUUUCCAAGUCCACCAAUGAGAAACUCAAACAGGGCAUUGCUGUUCGCUUCCAUGGUGAGGAGGGCAUGGGCCAGGGUGUGGUUCGGGAGUGGUUUGACAUCUUAUCCAAUGAGAUCAUCAACCCAGACUAUGCUCUGUUCACUCAGUCAGCUGAUGGAACAACUUUUCAGCCCAACAGCAACUCCUCAGUAAAUCCAGACCAUCUGAACUACUUCCGUUUCGCAGGUCAGAUUCUGGGUCUGGCUCUGUACCACCGACAGCUGGUCAACAUCUACUUCACUCGUUCAUUCUACAAACACAUACUGGGUAUCCCAGUGAACUACCAGGACGUGUCGUCUAUCGAUCCAGAGUAUGCUAAAAAUCUGCAGUGGAUUCUGGACAACGACAUAAGUGAUCUGGGUUUAGAGCUCACCUUCUCUGUCGAAACAGAUGUGUUUGGGGCGAUGGAGGAAGUGCCACUUAAACCUGGAGGGAUCAGCAUCCUGGUCACCCAGGACAACAAGGCUGAGUAUGUCCAGCUGGUGACGGAGCUGAGGAUGACGCGAGCCAUCCAGCCUCAGAUAAACGCUUUCCUACGAGGAUUCCACACCUUCAUCCCCCCGUCACUCAUUCAGCUUUUUGAUGAAUAUGAAUUGGAACUCCUGCUGUCGGGGAUGCCAGAGAUCGAUGUGCAAGAUUGGUGCAGGAACACUGAGUACACCAGUGGCUAUGACCCUCAGGAGCCAGUCAUCCAGUGGUUCUGGGAAGUGGUAAAGAGCUUGACCCAGGAGGAACGGGUUCUUCUGCUUCAGUUUGUCACCGGAAGUUCCAGAGUUCCUCAUGGUGGCUUUGCUUACUUGAUGGGUGGCAGCGGUUUACAGAAAUUCACCGUUGCUGCAGUACCAUACACCUCUAAUCUACUGCCUACCUCCAGUACCUGUAUCAACAUGCUGAAACUCCCAGAAUAUCCAAGCAAAGAGGUCUUGAAAGAUCGGUUGCUGGUAGCGCUGCAUUGUGGUAGCUACGGGUACACCAUGGCGUAAACGUCCUAUCAGCCCCUGCAGCUGUGACAGUCUGCGGAGUCAUGCAACUCCCACCUCCUCCUUCUUUAUAGACCCUUUUUGUAGUCAGAAGCUGCUUUUGCUGGACAAAUAAAGAAAAUCCAAAAUCUUUUUGAAGAGCUGCUGGAGAAGCACAACAGACUGAGCAGAGACCCCAGGUUCUAGUUCUGCACUUAUACUUUCUUAAUGGAAGCUGGUAUCUGGUAAUUUCUGCAAUUUCUGCAAAUAAUAAAUAUGUAACAGAAUUUAUACCGUGAGUACUCUAUUUAAAAGACACAAUAAUAUUCCUAAUAAAGUGCAGGCCUACUGAAUGCCACAUAUCGAUUCUGUUUAAGGAGCUCUCCAAUGGAAGUGUAGAAUUGAUCAGUUUUGAACAUGCUAUCAAACAUAUCAGGAAUAAGAUACAGGUAUAUCAAACUGAUAUCAUGGAGCAAAUCUAUAUUUAGUUUUUGCCUUGCCUCUUGCCUUCUGUGUCCAUUUCCCUAUUUUACCAUUUCUUGAUCUUUGGGGUCAGUAGCUCUUGUCUGAACUACUCAAACGACUUACUGUCAGGGUCCAGUAAGAGACCAGUGCCAAUGUGAUACCUAAGUGUUUUGACACCUUAUUUCAUUGUGGAGAAACCAAAAUCUUUAAUUUUGUUAAAAUACAGUAAGAACAAUAACUACAUAGGUAAAAUAAUGCCAACAGCCUUAUGUUCCAGCCAUAUAUGGGAGAUGCCGUUCCAAAACGAUAGAAGAACCUCCACUCUUCUGGUUUCAGGCCAUCCAGUAGUAGUACCAGAUUGUAGUCUGUAUUUGUGUUCAUCCCAAAGUUGUUGGAUGGGGUCACGGUCAUGGCUCUGUGCAGGCCAGUCCAGUUCUUACAAAGAAAACCAGGAAAAUCACUCUAGAUACCCCUGGCUUUGUCUAUUUGUUGAGGUUAUUUUAACACCUGCUAAGUCACCAGCAACUCCUGUACAUGCACUGCUGUUUUUAUAUAAGGGAGAAUAUCAAGCUGCAAUUAGCUGUAUGCCUCCAGAUUUGGUGGCUGCAAAUGACCAGUCCAAUUACUCUGUUGGAGUUGACUUGACAUAACCGUAUCAAAUGCUGGAGCCCACUAGAGCUGGUACUAUGUCAUGACAUCUAAAUUGCACCUUCAGCUUCAUUCUCUUCAGUUGUACACUUUCACCCUUUUAGUAUGAAACUGUGAAAUGCUUGCCAAACAUAUAGAACUUAGGCUUCCUUUUAUUUCACUUUAUUAAAUAGCUGCAAGGAUUGAUUGUAUUUUACCUUUUUUUGAUGAAAUAUUAAAAGUCUUUAAUGUUUCAUUGCAAAAUAAAAUUAUCUACCACGAGCAGUGUAUUUGGAUUAAAGCCUGGUGUAAUAUUGUGUUUUAGGUCUUCACAGUGCUUCAACUUUUUUUCACCUACUUUCAAUGGCUGGCUUCAUGCAAAUUGCUAAACAUAAAUAAUCAAAAUAAAGAUGCAAAGCAAAAGAGAUACCUGGCCCUGGUACUGACAAACACGGCACUAAUCAAUAGCAGUAAAGACAUUGUCAGUGGCCAACAAUUUACGUUUGCUGGAGAACAGCAGUAAAAGGGGUGCUAUCACUGCAGGAAAGCAAGUAUUUUUUUCUUUUUUCUUUUUUCUUUUUUUUUUUUUUAAAUUUGCGUGAUUGCAUUUAUGAACAAAUACAUAAACACAUUAAAUAAAAGCCAAGUACAGCUGUUUAUUGAUUUUUAAGCUUUAAGGUUUUAUUUCAGUUGUAUUUCAGGCUGGACUUAUCUAGCUGUGAUGGAAAGUGUUUGCAAAGGAAAAACUGUUCACAAACACAUUGAUGUGCGUAGUGGACAUACUUUCUGGCAAAGGUGUUUUUCAUUUGUCAACACAGCUGCCUGAACACACCCCUCCAUUGCUGUAUCUCUUUUGAAGUGACUUGCUGUUUUUUUGUAUUUCAUGAAUGAAUAAUCUUCUUUAAUGAUAGCCUUCUGUUUGUAUUUGUCCUUGUUUCAAAGAAUUUUACAAGGAACAAAAUAUAUUUUGUCAUGAUAAAGGGGAUGGGGGUAACAUCAUGAAUGUAUCACACAAACUUCUUGCAUAGUUGUCCUUCUUUCCAUUUUAAAAGGGAGUAUAAACAUUAAUUUAAUAUUUUGUCAUAUUUGCCAGUAUUGCUCAUCUGAAAUGCUUUUGUAAGCAGAUGUUAAUGUUUUAUUGUAAUUGCAGCCUUUAUACAUUCUACUGUAAAUGUUUGCAGUAUUAAUUGAUGUAUUUUACCAUGAAAUAUAACUUAUGCAUUCAAAUUUUACCAAAUAAAGUGUGUUUUGAUACUCCAA